This is a messenger RNA of Spodoptera littoralis (African cotton leafworm), 2562 nucleotides long. Lineage: Eukaryota; Metazoa; Arthropoda; Insecta; Lepidoptera; Noctuidae. The record is from the annotation of a GenBank genome assembly.
AUGAAUCACGACGAGAUAAAAUCUGUGGUACAGGAAAAAUUCUUAUCCAGCGAACGGGUCACAGCUUUCCUGUGUGACGCCAAGGUAUUACAUCCCGAAUGGGUGAAAAAGGAUCGGCUUCUGGCCAUCGUCGAGUUUGGAGAUGAAAAGGCAGUGUUUUGCUUGUUUACGUCAUGUUACCCACCAAAGUCCUUCACGGAUUUAUCCAUAGAAAUAGUGCUGCCUAUAGAUAAGAGUUUUAAAUGUGAAAUAGACAACAAACCUUCCGACCCUGAGGCCAUACUGUACCUGAAUCUGCAAUCUCGUAGUAAUAAAUAUAAGUUUGAAAUACAAAUGACUCCCCGCGUCGACAACUUUGUUGAUGACCUUUUUAGAGGCAUAGAAGCUGUGAACAAAGUGCCAACUCAGCCAGAUUUCGUGUGGCUUAAGAAGUACACUGGUAAAAUUGACAAUGAUAUACUGACCCACACCAUGGCGCUACCUGGCGGUGUCCCGCACACACAAAGCUCAGCUCCUGUUGCCAUUAGAGAAAGCCUCAUCAAACACAAAAUGUCUGACAAGGAGUAUGAAUACACUUUUACUAAGAAAUUCUCUAUAUUCUGUGGCACAUGGAAUGUCAAUGACAAAUCUCCUGUGAUUCCUCUCAAGGACUGGCUGAGUGUUGACAGGGAGCCACCUGAUAUCUAUGCUGUAGGGUUCCAAGAAUUAGAUCUUUCCAAGGAAACAUUUCUGUUUGAUCAAACAUUUAGAGAGGAUGAAUGGUAUUCUGCUGUUAUUAAAUAUGUUGAUAAAAGAGCAAAGUAUGUCAAGGUGGAGAAAGUAAGACUCGUAGGCAUGAUGCUAAUAGUUCUUAUUAAAGAGAAACAUUUGUCUCAUGUGCGCAAUGUAGUAUGUGAUACUGUGGGUACUGGGAUCAUGGGCAAGAUGGGGAAUAAAGGAGGAGUGUCCAUAAGAUUUGACCUCCACAGCACCUCACUGUGUUUCGUGAACUCCCACUUGGCUGCACAUGUAGAGGAGUUUGAGAGAAGAAACCAAGACUUCAGAGAUAUCUGCAACAGGACCAGAUUUGUGCAACCCAACCAACUUCCUAAAUCCAUCAAGGAUCAUGAUCAAGUGUACUGGUUAGGAGACCUGAACUACCGCAUUACAGAACUAGAUCCUACCACAGUCAAAAAGCUGUGUAAUGAGAACAGUUUUGCACCAGUAUUGGAGUGGGACCAGUUGAAGCAACAACAUAAACUAAAUAAUGUAUUCUCUGGAUACACAGAAGGCGAAAUAAACUUCAAACCUACAUACAAGUAUGACCCUGGAACAGAUAACUGGGAUUCUAGUGAGAAGAACAGAGCUCCUGCUUGGUGUGACAGAAUAUUCUGGAAAGGAGAAAAUAUUGUACAACUGGGUUACAGAAGUCAUCCAUCAUUGAACAUAAGUGAUCACAAACCAGUAUCAGCUAUAUUCAACUCCUCUAUUAAAAUAAUAGAUGAAGAGAAAUAUAGGAAAGUGUAUGAAGAAGUUAUUAAACAACUGGAUAAAAUGGAAAAUGAGCUGAUUCCCCAAGUAAAAGUUGACAGAACUGAAAUUGAUUUUGAAACUGUAAGGUACUUGGAACUGCAAGUUCGAACAAUCACUAUCAAGAAUGUUGGGAAGCUUCCUGUAGAGUUUGAGUUCAUCAAAAAACUGGAUGAAACUAGCUUCUGCAAGGAAUGGCUCAUAGUUGAACCAUACAAGAAAUGUAUUUGUGCUGAAGAAACAUGUGAAAUCCAACUUAAGGUCCUAAUAAACAAAACAUCUGCAUGCAAGAUGAAUGCAGGAACAGACAAACUAUAUGAUAUUCUUGUACUGCAUUUGUAUGGAGGCAAAGAUAUUUUCAUAACCAUUAAUGGCACAUACCAAAGAAGUUGUUUUGGAUGUUCUAUAGAGGUUUUAGUGAACCUCAAUAUGCCGAUAAAAGAGGUACCUGUAGGAAAAUUAAUUGAGCUUGAAAAUAAAAGGGAUUCAUGUGUAGCUAACCAGUGCACAUACUCUAUCCCCAAAGAGAUUUGGUUCCUGGUUGAUCACAUUUACCUACAUGGUUUGAAGGAACCCAACUUGUUUGAGCAACCAGGAUUUCAUUCUGAAGUGUUACAGAUUCGUGACUGGCUGGACAGUGGCUCCAUAGACCCAAUACCUGGGAGUAUCCACUCUGUGGCUGAAGCACUAUUGUUGCUGCUCGAGAGUACUGCUGAUCCAAUCAUUCCUUACAAUCUUCAGUCAGUAUGUUUGAGAGCAUCCGCCAAUUACUUGCAAUGCAAACAAAUUAUAAUGGAGCUUCCAGAAUUCAGAAAGAAUGUUUUCUUAUAUUUGUGUGAGUUCUUACAAGAAGCUUUGCAGCACAGUGCUGAAAAUGGACUUGACUCGAAAACUCUAUCGACUUUAUUUGGCGCCAUUUUCCUCAGGGAUAAUCCGAACCAAACACAGGAACCACAGUCAAGGAUAAAUAGACAAGUGAUAGAUAAGAAAAAGGCACAGUUUGUAUACCACUUUUUGGUUAAUGACCAUAGUGAUUUAAUAUUUUCUAGAUAA